CAGUAUAUUCAAAAUUGUAAGUAAAGGAAAUUGAUCGAUUAUUUAUUACAAAAAAAGAAUUCACUGUGGACUAAAUUUUUCCUUAACUUAAUUAGUCAUUAUACUUUGUUUUAAUAUAACUAUGAUUCCCCUAACCAGCUGUGUAUAUUUUUGAAACUGCUAUUUAUGUCACUGUUUAUCAGACCAUCUGAAGUAUAUGCAUAACCUAUAAUGUGACUUUUAAACAAUAUCAAUGCACCCUACGCUACAAACCCUGUACAAGUAUAUAGUAAUAUUAACAGCUAUCGUGAAUAAUUUCCAUGUGCAUACACAAGAGACUAGACCGUUCUUGAAUACAUAUAUAGGUGAGGGUAAGGUACCUUUUGUGGUGUUUGUGAACACAAUAGUCAAGGGAGGUAUGAACAAAAAGUGUACUGGGACACUUCUGGACAAGAACUGGGUACUCACUCUAGCUAGCUGUGUGGCAGAGCCAUCUAACACAACCAAUGUUACUGUGCAGGCUAACCUGAUCUCGUACGAUAUUCCCAGCCCUAGGUCUCAGCUGAGACUUGUUGUUGAUGUCUUCCCGCAUCCACUCUACAAGCCAGAGAGACUGGCAGGAGAUGACAUUGCUUUACUCAUGGUUCAACAUCCAUUCAUCAUCAAUGAAUAUGUCCAGCCUAUUCAGGUGUUUGACGGCAUCUGGCCAGUAGAGGAUGGACAGCCUGCCAAGAUCAUAUGUAGUGUUUUGGGCUAUGGAAACAUUGACUACACCAAGUAUGACUCUAAGCUGAAGGUCCGCAGAGUUCAGGCCACCCAUUCCGACUUAUGUUCUUGUACCAGGAGAAAUCAGUGGAUGAACCUGGUGUGUCUAGACCCCAUGGAUGAUGUAGGAUUGUGUUCAGUGGAUGGCGGAGCACCUCUAGUCUAUGAGAAGAAGUUGAUUGGCAUCAACCAUAUGCUGAUGGUUAAGUCCAAUUGCACGGAGAUACUGGAACCCAACGAAAUCUGUGGUGACUAUUCAGUCGUCUCUUACUUCUUAUAUAUGUGUCCCUACUUGGACUGGAUGAAAAGCUUUGUAGUGACCAUGCCAGAACAACCCCAGUAUUGUAACAGUUCCCCUCCAUCAGCCUCUGGUGUGAUUAUUGUCCUUGUUUUCUUGUUUGCAGUAGGAUUUCUCUAAUAAAUUGAUUGUUAAUAAUUAUAUUUUAUUUAUUUAGAGAGAUUAUUGUAACUUCUAAUUUUAUGAAUUAAACGAAUAUAACUUCACCUUCUCAAUUUGUACAGAU
Molecule: messenger RNA, 1268 nt
Organism: Homalodisca vitripennis (glassy-winged sharpshooter)
Lineage: Eukaryota; Metazoa; Arthropoda; Insecta; Hemiptera; Cicadellidae
Product: kallikrein 1-related peptidase b11-like
Exons: 4
Coding region: 233-1162 (309 amino acids)
Biological process (GO): proteolysis
Molecular function (GO): serine-type endopeptidase activity
Source: RefSeq, a predicted model, not a curated record